UACGUAUGAAUUUUAUACCCCGGAAUUUUCUCACCUAAACGUUUUCUCGAGUUUGACAGCUCAAAGCUGCUAUCGAGAUUUGAGACAAGUAAAGUUGGAAAGAAAAAAAAACACCAGAGCGAGAAAAUUCAGCUUCGGAAUUCAAAUGGAAAUGCAAGAGAGAGAAACUUCAAACUCCUAGCAGAGAGAGAGAGAUGACAUCCGCUGCUCGAGAAAUCUCAGCUCCACUAAUUCAGAAGGAAGCCGAGCAACACGAUGCCUCCGGCUCCACCACGCCACCACCGUACGAACCGUACGAGGAGGAAAACUCUCCGAUCGAGCAAGUAGCUCUCACAGUCCCGGUCACCGACGACCGGACCUUGCCGGCGGUGACAUUCCGCAUGUGGACGCUCGGAACCCUAGCCUGCGUCCUCCUCUCGUUCCUCAACCAGUUCUUCUGGUACCGCCGAGAACCUCUCUCGAUCACCUCCAUCUCCGCUCAGAUCGCGGUGGUGCCGCUCGGCCGCCUCAUGGCGGCGACGCUCACGAAGCGAGUGUUCUUCGAGGGGCGGAAGUGGGAAUUCACGUUGAACCCGGGGCCGUUCAACGUGAAGGAGCACGUGCUCAUCACGAUCUUCGCCAACGCGGGGGAGGGAAACGUUUACGCGAUUCACAUCGUCAGCGCCGUCAAGGUGUUUUACAAACGGGACUUGACGUUCUUCGUGGCGUUGGUCGUCGCUCUGACGACGCAGGUGUUGGGGUUCGGGUGGGCGGGGGUUUGCCGGCGGUUUUUGGUGGAGCCCGCCGCCAUGUGGUGGCCCCAGAAUCUUGUCCAGGUGUCGCUGUUCAGGGCACUGCAUGAGAAAGAGGAGAGGCCCAAAGGUGGAUUAACAAGGAACCAAUUCUUUCUCAUUGCCUUCACUUGUAGUUUCGCAUACUAUGUGUUUCCAGGCUACCUCUUCCCGAUGCUCACCUCCCUUUCCUGGCUAUGUUGGUUUUUUCCAAACUCAAUCCUGGCCCACCAGCUAGGCUCAGGCCUCCAAGGCCUAGGGAUUGGUGCACUAGGAUUUGAUUGGUCCAGCAUUUCAUCUUACCUUCGGAGCCCACUUGCUAGCCCAUGGUUUGCCACUGUCAAUAUUGCUCUUGGGUUUAUGCUUAUGACGUAUGUCAUUGCUCCAGUUGCAUAUUGGCUCAAUAUCUACAAUGCCAAGACUUUCCCCAUUUUCUCAGAUGGCCUCUUCACUUCUGCAGGCCAAAACUACAAUAUCACUUCUAUAAUAGAUGAGAACUUCCAUAUUGAUUUCGAGGCGUAUGAUCGAGAGGGCCCUCUUUAUAUCAGCACUUUCUUUGCUAUGACAUAUGCUUUCAGUUUUGCCUGCCUCACUGCCACUAUUGUUCACGUUUUACUCUUCCAUGGAAGAGAAUUGUGGCAGCAAAGCAAGUCUGUUUUCCAAGAAAGGAAAAUGGAUAUACACACAAAGCUCAUGAGAAAGUACAAACAAGUUCCUGAAUGGUGGUUCACUUGCAUCCUCCUGUUGAACAUCACCGCAACCAUAUUUGUUUGCGAGUACUACAAGGAUCAACUCCAGCUUCCAUGGUGGGGAGUCUUGCUGGCAUGUGGCCUUGCCGCCUUUUUCACCCUUCCGAUUGGGGUCAUCACCGCCACAACAAACCAGACACCAGGCUUAAACGUGAUCACGGAGUACAUUAUUGGGUAUAUAUAUCCAGGAUAUCCAGUAGCUAACAUGUGCUUUAAGGUGUAUGGGUAUAUUAGUGUGAAGCAAGGGAUCGCCUUUCUGCAAGACUUCAAGCUUGGACAUUACAUGAAAAUUCCUCCUAGAACAAUGUUCAUGGCUCAGGUGGUAGGUACUCUAGUAUCAGCAUUGGUGCAUUUGGGAACAGCAUGGUGGCUUAUGGACACAGUUCCUGAUAUAUGCGACAGAGCCCUUCUCCCCCCAGGAAGUCCAUGGACCUGCCCAGGCGACCACGUGUUCUACGAUGCCUCAGUCAUCUGGGGCCUAAUUGGCCCCCGUAGAAUUUUCGGUGAACUCGGCUACUACUCCACCAUCAACUGGUUUUUUUUAGUUGGGGCCAUAGCUCCUCUAAUAGUCUUCCUUCUGCACAAAGCCUUUCCAAACCAGCACUGGAUUCGACUCAUUACAAUGCCGGUGCUGUUUGGAGCAACGAUCAAUAUGCCCCCAGCUACUGCAGUCAACUACACAAGCUGGAUUAUUAUUGGCUUUGUAUCGGGUUUCAUUGUCUUUAGAUAUUACCGCGAAUGGUGGGGCCGUCACAACUACGUGCUGUCAGGGGCGCUUGAUGCCGGCUUGGCCUUCAUGGCGGUUUUACUGUACUUGUGUUUGGGGAUGCAGCAUGUUGAUCUCAGCUGGUGGGGGAGCGACCCUGAUGGGUGCCGUUUGGCUUCUUGCCCCACCGCUGAUGGGAUUAUGGUUGAAGGUUGCCCUGGUUAUAUGAGACAAGUGUGAUGAAUAUGAUUACAAAUUUACUUAAUAGAGAGAAAAAAGAGAGAAAUGUGAUGAGUAGCAAGACAGCUAGAAAGACGAAAGAAAAAGAAGAAAUGUAUGAUUAAGUAUAGAGUUGCUACUUACCAAAAAAAAAAAAAAGAGUAUAGAGUCUAUAUGUCUGUUUGGUGUAAUUCUCAAAUGCAGAUAUGUAAAAUAACUCUAUAUUGGUUGUAUUUGAUCAUCUUCAUUGGUUGUAUCCAA
Rhododendron vialii is the source of this 2705-nucleotide messenger RNA. Its product is annotated as oligopeptide transporter 7-like. Gene Ontology annotation, molecular function: oligopeptide transmembrane transporter activity. The coding region runs from base 195 to 2465 and encodes 756 amino acids. The record is from RefSeq and is a predicted model, not a curated record. The transcript has 6 exons. Gene Ontology annotation, biological process: transmembrane transport. NCBI's taxonomy places the organism in Eukaryota, Viridiplantae, Streptophyta, Magnoliopsida, Ericales, Ericaceae.